GGCUCUGGAUGUGGGGAGUGGGGGGCGUCCUCAGGGAGACAGGGUGCUGGGAUGCCUGGGACCCUGAGGCCCCUUCCCCGGCAGGCCCCGAAUCCAGAGAAGGGGGCCCCACCCCUCACUUCCGGCCACACCAGCCACACCUUGCCCCGGGGUAUCCUGGGCAGGCCACUUCCUCCUCUGGGGGGGGGUGGCACCCCAGAACCUACUGGAGAGAGGCGAGGACAGACCCACAAGGAUGGACAGGUUCUGGAUGUCCACUGGCCGGGUCUCCCUUCUGGAAGCUCUGGUCCCGUGCCUGGUUCAGGCACAGCCCUUGGCCCAGAGGAAGCCGUGGCUGGUGGGGCUGGGGGCCGCGCUGGCCGCCCUCUUCCUCACCUUCGUCUUCACCGUGGUCUACGCCGUCUGGUGCAGAGAGGCCCGCGACAGCAACAAAGAGGAGGACGUGGGGAGUGUGAGAAAGGAGGAGAAAGAAGCAGAGGGUGACCAGGGGCUGGAGCUGGAGGAGAGAGAGGUGCCUCCAAACCGUGAAGGAGUGGUGAGCUCCUCCAGAUGAAGGUGUCUCGCCUGCCUCCUCCAGGCAGGCCUCCAGGGCUGCCCCCAUGCCUGCUCUGCACUCUGCAAGCAAAGUCCCGGUCCUGGGGCCAGGGGAAUUAUCCCAUGUGGGGUUCGGGGUGAAGGGUCCCUGAAUGAGGAGCGCUCAGGACCCACCCCAAGUCCCUCUGGGAGGCUUCUUUGCAUUUACCUGGGCGUUUCUGCGUCCCCUUCCCCAGCACAUCCUGCCCCAGCCCCCUUUUUCACUGGCAAGAGGGACGUGGGGCAGAAACCGUGCAGUUGGCUCUCCAGUGUUUGCAGGGCCCAGGCCCGGUCCAGUCCUUCUGCAAUCUCGCUUCUGCUGCUUCUGGGCAAGAACUUCCAGCCGAUGCGGAGCGCAGGGCGGUUUCCUGGGAGACGAGCGCCCCUCCCACCGCGUGCCGAGUUUCUGGUCACUGUCCACCCCCCCACCCCCCCAGCUGGGACUGCGUGCGGGUGCCGAGGCUGGGAGGAGACGCGGCGUCAUCACCCCCUCUUCCUGCCCUGCCCUCUGGGUGGCGGCUCCGCGGCUCUGUCCUUGCUGUGCGGCCCUAAGCAUGUAACUUAACGUCUCUGUGCCUCAGUGUCCUGUCCCGUAAAAGGGGGGGGGGGGGAGAGGAAAAUAACUUGGUCCUUUAUAAGUUGUCAUGAGGACGAAGUGAAAUGAUGUCCACAAAAAUCCUGGGCACAGAACCCGGAACCCAAAAGGUGUCGAAUAAAUGCCAGCUUUUUUGUGAUGCUGAAA
This is a messenger RNA of Felis catus (domestic cat), 1315 nucleotides long. RefSeq names its product small integral membrane protein 24-like. NCBI's taxonomy places the organism in Eukaryota, Metazoa, Chordata, Mammalia, Carnivora, Felidae. The record is from RefSeq and is a predicted model, not a curated record. Bases 236 to 553 code for a protein of 105 amino acids. The transcript is spliced from 3 exons.